AUGUCCAUCCUCAAGCUUCCCAAUGAGCUUCUGCUCAAGAUUGGUGAUGCUUGCGAAACCCGCAGGGACCUGAGUGCCCUGAGCCGUACCAAUUCCUCCAUGUACCAGCUCUUGAACAGACAGAUGUACCGCAAUGCGCUGAGGGAGCAUGAUGGCAGGAUCUUCCUAGAAGCGCUUAGAGACAAGAAAGACGACCUCGUACGCGGACUAGUCGAGGUAUCAAACACCAUUCAAGGCUUCUCAUGGAUGAAGUUCUGCUUCAUCUGGUAUGAUGGAAUUACCAUUCGAGGAACCGUCCGCUUCCUAAUUGCACGAGAACAAGACCUCGACAUCCACGCGCCAAGCCCCUUCAAUGGACAAAUGAUGCUGAAGAGCAUCGUCGAAGAAUCUGACGGUAUAGCCAUUGACAUGCUGAUGGAGUGGAAGGGUGACGAACUGCUAUCCGAGCCAGCGGCCACCCAACUUCCCUUCGUCAACUACGCCGCCAGACUUGGAGACACCGACAUCAUCAGAAGACUGCUGAGUUAUGGCUUCCCAAUCGACUUCAGAGACGAGCAGGAUCGGACCCCGCUGAUGAGCGCAGCGGCCAACGGGCACGACAUGGCGGUCAGGAUGCUGUUGGAAAGCGGCGCCUCGGUGUUCCUGACAGACAGACACUACGGGCUCACGGCGCUGGGCUGGGCUCUGCGUCGAGGCACAAGCGUCGCAUCUGUCAGACUUUUGCUCAUGUACGGCAGCGACCCGAACAUGCAUGACAAGCACAACAGACAUCUGGUCCUCACCCCGCUGCACUCGGCAUUCAAGGGCGCCAUUAUGCCCCUUCUCUGGGCCGGCCUCUCGUUCACCGACGACGAACUUCAUAUACCACACUUCAUGUUCGAUUUUGCCUGCCUGUACGGCCUCGACGACGUGGCGCGGUGGGUCUACAGGCGGUGGCCGGCGCUCGUGAAGACAAACGGCGGCAGCCUGCCGUGGUAUUUCCUUCUCCACGCGGUGCAGGGUAUGUCCAUCCGGGUCGUGAGACAGUUGCUGGAGUGGGGGGCCGACCCAAACCUGGGCGGGCCGUGGGACGAGUCGCCGCUCAAUUGCGCGCUGAAGUAUGAGGAUAUAAGGGCCGUGGUCAUCGUCAAGGAUCUGUUGAAGUAUGGGGCCGACCCCAACGUCGUCGAUAAGCUCGGCAGCCCGCUGCAAUUCGCGCUGAGGUUCGAAAAGGAGCGCUCGAUUGUCCUCUGCAGGCUCUUGCUGGCGUUCGGGCUGGACCUGCGUCGGCAUCGUCGCGCGAGCGUCGCCGUGCUGCUCUAUCUGGCCGUCGAUGCGAAUGAUCUUGACAUGGUGAGGCAGAUGGACGAGCAGGGGGUGAGCAUGAAUCUCGCUUCGGAGAGCCUCCCGCUGCCUAUCAUCCAGGCUAUGGAGCAUGGGUAUGUCUCGCUUGUGAACUAUCUCCUCUGCCGUGGCGCGAGAUAUGACGUUGCCAACCGCCAUGGUCAGACUGCCCUGACUUGGGCUAUUGUGAAUGGCCACGUGGACACAGUUCAUAUCCUUCUGUUUUUUAUUGAUUUGGAAGAGCGGAGGGAUGAGAUCGAGUCUGCGUUGGUGACGAGUUUGCUUCGUGGCGAUGAUCGAGUGUAUCAGGCUCUUGUUCGUGCAGGAUUUGACCUGCCAGAGGACCUUAUCGGUAUCCAGCAUCUCUUUGGAACUGCCUAG
Molecule: messenger RNA, 1704 nt
Organism: Aspergillus terreus NIH2624
Lineage: Eukaryota; Fungi; Ascomycota; Eurotiomycetes; Eurotiales; Aspergillaceae
Product: ankyrin repeat domain-containing protein
Exons: 1
Coding region: 1-1704 (567 amino acids)
Molecular function (GO): protein binding
Source: RefSeq, a predicted model, not a curated record